UAACAAUUCAUUGAGUAGCCUCUAAUAUAUUGACGUCACACAGGGACAUUCCAAAGGGCGCCCAAUGCAGACAGCCAUGCACGACGUCUAAAAAGGAAGGCAUUCAACGUCAGCAAAAUCUUGCCAGCAAAACGGCCAACCAUCACUGAAUGUUUUAUGUGGAAGAAAUCUUCUUGUCGUAUGGGAUACAGUGAACAGUUAGGAAAAAAGGAUGUGUUACAUUGAAGGCUCUGAACUGGAAACGUUCAAGUGAAACUACUUUGACACCUUACACGUGGUUUCAAUGCACACGUAUCAGUUGGGGAGGGAUGGCGGAUGCUAGAAUGGCACCAUUUCAAUAUUACGAAAUGUUCGGCGGGGCUUUUCAACAGAGCGCGAUUGUCUUCAUAAAGUGUCCGUCUCGGCGUGUUUACGGCGCGGGCAACGUCCGCUAGUCGACAGGUCACUGCUGUUAUCUGAAGGUGCGAAAGGUCGCAGAGCGGCAGCCAAACACGAUAUGGUGGAGGGACCGGGCUGUAAGCUGAAGGGAGAACGACUGGUCCGGUUGAAGGGCCAGCGUGUGGUGCAGACGCAGUGGGGGAGGAACCGUACGCGGCCUGAGGUGUGUAUUUUCUCCAGGGUCGGACAGCGACGUGUGGCGACAGAUAUUUUUUUUCUGUAUCUAUUAAAUCUUUUGCUACAGGUUUUGCAACUCAAAGAAGAGCAUGUUAAGCACCUGGUAAAGAUGACAAGGGACUUCUCAAUGUUGUUCUACAAGUGUAGGAAGGAGGGCAGAGCCUUGUCCAGACACUGUAAGGUCUACAAGAGACAGUGGUGUGGCCAGUGCCAGGGGAGGAUCACUGUGUGCAGGAUGGGGGAGAAUGGGAGGAUGACCUACUUCUGUGAAGGGUGUCAAACACGAGACCCUGAGACUAUCAUCAACAACAGAAGGAUUUUGCCCACAAAGAACAGCCUUAUUGGCUGGGUUACCACUGGAGGCCAUUCAAGAGCUGAUGACCAGGAAUGGACAUGUUCAGUCUGCACCUUAAUCAAUAAAGGAAAAGCAGGAAUGUGUUCAGCAUGUGGGUCACCCAAACCUCUGUCCUCCACAGGACGUUUGUCCGAUACAGAGUGGACCUGUUCACUGUGCACUCUGGUAAAUGAUGGGGACACUAAGGUAUGCCUCGUUUGUGAAGGGCCUAGAAGUGAACCAGAAAAUAGCCGAGAGCAGUUGCAACGAGUUAUUGCGACUAGCGAUGGCGAUAGUGUUCACUCUUCAUUGCCAUCGGUGCCAGAUGGGACGCCUUCUCCAUGUAACGGACAGGUAUCGCGGAAAAGAGAAUUGCCUUGCAGCUCAGGUGUGAUAGUCACAAAGCCAACCAUUCCUGCCUCUGGCAAGCUAGCUAGAUUAGAGUCAGCACCAUUAACAAGCCCCUCGGGCACGCGUGUACCGUCGGCAGCGAUUGGGUUUAAUUCAGAUGCUGCCGGCAACAGAUUGGAAAGACCACAACAUGAAAUCACUUUUCACAGUAAUGGAUCCAAAGUGGCCAGGGGUACUGAAGGAAGUAAUACAGUCAUGUGCUGCAAGCAGCACAACAAGGUGUGUGUAGAAAGGACUGCCAGGAAGAAGGGAGAUAACUAUGGUCGCCCAUUCUUCUGUUGCUCCAUGCCUCGAGGAAAACAGUGCCAAUUCUUUCAGUGGGCUGAUGACAAUUUUCCCCUGUGUAACCAUGGGAAACGUUGUGUCAAGAGGACUGUUCUAAAGCAGGGUGUUAAUAACGGCAAGAACUUUUACACCUGUCGUCUGGAACGGGGAAAACAAUGUCCCUUUUUCCAGUGGGUAUGAUCUUGUUGCACCUGUCGAUCAUCUCAAAUUGCUAUAAAUCUUGAACAUAUAUCAUGUGAGAUGUCCUUGCUCACAUCUCACCAUUUGUAUUUGUUAAGGUAUAGAUUUUAAUGUAGAGCAUUUUGGAACAUGAAACAAAGGUACAAAUUCUAAUGCUUUUCAUCACUAAUUUAUCGUCAAUCUGGAUAUUUAUUACAUCAGAACUGCAAAAAUGUUUAGGCUGAUCUAGACUAGCCUUGACUAUCAGCAUUACCAUAAACAAAGUGGUUCUGAAGAUUAAGAGUGGACCGAAUAACAGGAAGAGGACUAUCAGGCAUGUCCUUGAUGUCCUUGCAAUACUCAAAAUAUCAUGUGCUUAACACACACUUCAGAGUUACUGUCUUCAUGUUUCCUGUCUUUGUACAUUUAUUAAGGCAAUAGCUCAGGGGACUGUGGCCAAGAGCCUUUCAAGAUGUGACAACCCUUUUAAUGUAUACACUGGAAAAUGCCUCAAACAGUGUCUAUAUAUUUUAAACUACUUUGAUUUUAUGUAGUAUUAUGAUUCAUAUCUUGCCUUUCUUUUGUCAAUAAAGUUUCAUCCGUAGAGACAAAUCUCCAAACAGGUCAUUUGAGGCAAUUGUUACCCGUAACACAGUUUUGUUCCUGGACGUGUUUCACGGCGAAUUCGGACCAUAAGAUCACAGCGUUUUUAUUAUCACAGUGCUCUCUGAACAGACUAUAAAAUAAGGGACAAAGCAACACUUGGCUGCGAAUUAAAGCACACUCCACAGCAUCUAGACACUCCACGGCAUCUACUAAGACACUCCACAGCAUCUACUAAGACAUUAGACAGCUUUCUUACACCACUGGAAUGGAAAGAAAGCUGGCCGAUUACCGCGUCGAGUAUUCGCUCCCCAGUCACGACUGCUAACGCAAGGACGUGAUCUUUGUGGAAGGACACACGUCAGAUAUGGCCGGCUAAAGCUUGGAUAAUGGAUGUGUACUUCAAAAACAAACCCCGAUAUCAUGUUUGGGCAACAGAAAUGACGUUUAUUACAAACGUGCCGUACAUCAUAUAAUCUCUGUCCUGACUACUAGUGUUUCUGAAUGAUUAUUAAAACGCAUUGUCUGAAUGGA
Branchiostoma floridae (Florida lancelet) is the source of this 2941-nucleotide messenger RNA. RefSeq names its product endonuclease 8-like 3. Gene Ontology annotation, cellular component: nucleus. Gene Ontology annotation, biological process: base-excision repair. Lineage: Eukaryota; Metazoa; Chordata; Leptocardii; Amphioxiformes; Branchiostomatidae. The transcript is spliced from 5 exons. Gene Ontology annotation, molecular function: DNA N-glycosylase activity; DNA-(apurinic or apyrimidinic site) endonuclease activity; zinc ion binding. The coding region runs from base 497 to 1825 and encodes 442 amino acids. The record is from RefSeq and is a predicted model, not a curated record.